Molecule: messenger RNA, 290 nt
Organism: Dentiscutata erythropus
Lineage: Eukaryota; Fungi; Glomeromycota; Glomeromycetes; Diversisporales; Gigasporaceae
Source: the annotation of a GenBank genome assembly
AAUCUGUCUCUAACAAAGAUAUCUAACGAUCAAUUGUCUGAAGAGGCUGCUGAUGAAAGUAAUAUGUCAUUUAAAUAUGAAGGAAUCUGUAAUUUUGAAUAUAAUUUUGAUGAAAAUAUUAUGGAGAAUGAAAAUGCUUUUAGUAACGAAAAUGAUACUGAAGAGGAGGAAAAUACAGUUAAUUUUUUAUCUAUAAUAUCUUACUUUCCCUCACAAGAAACUUCAACAAAAAAAACUCUUAAACCAAAUGCAAUACAAAAAAAAAAAAAAAUAGGCCUACUGAUAGUUGG